GUAUGCCGAGGUUCAGUAAAUUUAUUGUUCUGUGAUUCAUAAGAAAGUUGUGUGUUGAACCACUUUUUGAAGAACAUAUUGUUUAUUGAAAGGCACAGAGACUCCAUCAUGUCUACUAGGAGCCGUAAUACUCCUGCUUUUGAGGACUUAUCCAAUGUUGAAUUUGAAACUAGUGAAGAUGUGGAGGUUAUUGAUAAAUUUUCUAAAAUGCAUUUGAGAGAAGAACUGACCAGGGGUAUUUAUGCAUAUGGUUUUGAGAAACCGUCUGCCAUUCAACAGAGAGCUAUUAAACCCAUAAUGAAGGGCCGCGAUGUUAUCGCUCAAGCUCAAUCUGGAACAGGAAAAACGGCUACAUUUUCAAUUGCUAUUUUGCAAUCACUUGAUCUGACCGUCCGAGAGACCCAAGUAUUGUGCCUCUCACCUACCAGGGAGUUAGCCGUUCAGAUUCAGAAAGUAAUUUUAGCUUUAGGAGAUUUCAUGAAUGUCCAAUGCCACGCUUGCAUUGGAGGCACAAAUCUUGGUGAAGACAUUCGCAAACUUGACUAUGGACAACAUGUAGUUAGUGGUACACCUGGAAGAGUUUAUGAUAUGAUUCGUAGAAGAGCUCUUCGCACUAGAUCAGUAAAAAUGUUAGUCCUGGAUGAAGCAGAUGAGAUGCUCAACAAAGGUUUCAAGGAACAAAUUUAUGAUGUUUACAGAUUUUUACCACCAUCAACACAAGUGGUCUUGAUUUCUGCCACUUUGCCACAUGAGAUUCUUGAAAUUACAUCAAAGUUCAUGACAGAUCCAAUCCGUAUUUUGGUAAAACGUGAUGAACUUACACUGGAAGGUAUAAAACAAUUCUUUGUGGCAGUUGAAAGAGAGGAGUGGAAGUUUGAUACUUUAUGUGAUUUGUAUGACACAUUGACAAUAACACAGGCGGUUAUUUUUUGCAACACUAAAAGGAAAGUCGAUUGGUUGACUGAAAAAAUGAGGGAAAGCAAUUUUACAGUGAGCGCAAUGCAUGGUGAUAUGCCUCAAAAAGAACGAGAUAAUAUAAUGAAAGAAUUUCGAUCAGGUCAAAGUAGGGUUUUGAUAACUACUGAUGUUUGGGCCAGAGGUAUAGAUGUACAACAAGUAAGCUUGGUUAUAAAUUAUGACCUACCAAAUAACAGGGAAUUAUACAUUCAUCGUAUCGGCAGGUCAGGAAGGUUCGGACGUAAAGGUGUUGCGAUCAAUUUUGUUAAAUCUGAUGAUAUCAGAAUUUUGAGAGAUAUUGAACAGUAUUAUUCAACGCAGAUAGAUGAAAUGCCUAUGAAUGUAGCUGAUCUUAUUUGAACACUUUAUUUUUUUCUUUUAUUGGAAGU
This is a messenger RNA of Cylas formicarius (sweet potato weevil), 1346 nucleotides long. RefSeq names its product eukaryotic initiation factor 4A-III. Gene Ontology annotation, molecular function: RNA helicase activity; mRNA binding; ATP binding. NCBI's taxonomy places the organism in Eukaryota, Metazoa, Arthropoda, Insecta, Coleoptera, Brentidae. Gene Ontology annotation, cellular component: catalytic step 2 spliceosome; nucleolus. The transcript has 2 exons. The record is from RefSeq and is a predicted model, not a curated record. The coding region runs from base 109 to 1317 and encodes 402 amino acids.